UGUCCAGAGCUGAUGAGCAGGGUGGUACCUGGCAGGCAUCAUGACUGGUGGGUGGUUUUAUCAUAAGGAGACACAAACCAGAAUUUUUACUUUCACUUUCAUGCACUGGGUAUAUCAGGCCCAGAGCUUGUGUCUGGUGUACCUCAGAUGUGCAGCUGGUGACUGGAACCACACAGCUAAGGACAGCUGGGACACAUCCAAACUUGGCUGCAGGAAGAUUCCUUGUCCUUUUAGAUAGCUCCAAAACAGAAAAAGGAAAUGGAGGAGGCUUGAACACAGAGCCAUCAACCACGCUGGCCUUGGGGUGCUCUUCCCGACCAAAGAGAAUGAGGUUUUGAUUAAGAUGUACAAACUACUCGGUUUCAGCACAGCUUUGCUUGGCUCUGCAGUGUGAGCACUGAGGAAAAACUGAGGCACAACAGGCAGUGACUAUUCUAAAGUGCAUCAAGGAGGCUGAACAGUGAGGCUCAUGGGAGUUCUCAUCUCAUAAAUGAUGCUGGUCCCUAAUAAGCCUGCACACCUGGAGAGCAGUAAGAAAAAACUUGUCAAAAUCCAAUGGAUUGGAAUGAGAUCUUAGAGGGCAUUAAGAAAGUGGAACGUCGCAUUGUUGAAAAAGCCAUUGAUAACUUCACGGAAAAGUUCUUAAGAACAGAUCUGAGGAGCCUUAUAACUGAAGAUGGAGCCUGGAAUGGAUUUGUGGAAGCAGCAGAGUUGUCAAGGGAGGAGGGAGAAGCACUGCGUGAUGCUCUGAAGGAACGUUUAGCACAGGAUCCCACAGAUGAAAAUGACAGACCUCAAAGGGAACAGCAGAAAGAGCGGUUUCUGCGAGAGUUUCCUCAGUUGAAGAAGAAACUUGAGGACCACAUUAGGAAGCUCCGAGAGCUGGCUGACAAAUUUGACCAGGUGCACAAGGACUGCACCAUCUCUAAUGUGGUGUCCACUUCUGCUAGUGCUGCCUCCGGAGUCCUGGCCCUCCUUGGUUUGGCUCUGUCAACCGUUACAGCAGGGGCCAGUCUGGCACUCUCAGCAUCCUCUGUGGCUCUGGGAGCAACAUCAUCUGUGAGUAGCUUUACGACCACCGCUGUGGAAGAAUCAAUGAGACUGUCAUAUGAAUCUGAAGCCAGAAACCUGAUUGGAGCCAGCAUGAACGUUCUUGAAGAGAUCUUAAAGAUCAUGCCCAAGAUCACAUACAAGUUUUAUAGUACAGUUGCAGAUUUAGCCGAAGCCUUUAAAACCCUCAAGGAUCAGAUCCAAACCAUCAGGAGAGCCAGGUCCAUCUCUCGCAGGGGAGCACAGGCCAGGAACCUCCCAUCCACUGGAAGAAGCUCUGGGCAGGUUGUCCCCCAGAUGACCAGAGGGGCCAGGUUUCAAAAAGGAGUGUUUACAAGUGUGCUCCUUGGAUGGGAUGUGUAUGACCUUGUGAACCAAUCAAAGGAUCUGUAUUAUGGGGCAAAAACAAAGUCAGGUGGAGCACUGCGGGACCUGGCUCGCAAGCUGGAGGAGAACCUUCAGGAAUUUGAGCAGAAGUGCAAGGCUCUGCAGUCAGACCUGCCUCAGUGACGCCCUCCCCUAAGCAGCUUAGAGUUCAGAGGACAUGAUGCUUAUAGGGGUGGGGAAACUUUUUUCAAACAUUAAUGUCAGAAAUAUUUAUUUUCUAGAAGAUCACACAAAGGUUGGUAGGAAGGGAGAAGGUAAAGUGUCUUAUGUGAAACCUGGGUUAAGGGCAGAGCAGCCUAAAGAAAUGGUGGCUGGAACAUACCAGAGGGACACCGGGACUGGAGAUGGCAGCCCAGGCCUGCACAGCGACACACAACCAUGCAACAACAUGUUGUAACAAGGGAAACAGCCUGAGGUCAAGUCCAUGGAAGAGAUUGUUGUGGAGUUUGAAUUUCUCUGGCUGAGCAGAGCGAGGUCAAUGUAGAUGGCCAGAGAUCCCAGGAGAAGAGGAAACUGGAGUCUAAAAGGGGAUCCGACUUCCGGCAGAGUGGAGACUGCAGACAAGUCAGCACCCAUCACUCUAACAACAGCCUGCUGCAUCUGAACAUCUGUGGGGCUCCUCGAGGUCUUGUGCUGGACUUGCUAAUGCUUAGCUGUCUGAGAAAUGAUAUUGCUUUA
This is a messenger RNA of Mus musculus (house mouse), 2115 nucleotides long. It is a transcript of the gene Apol11a, whose product is annotated as apolipoprotein L 11a. Gene Ontology annotation, cellular component: extracellular region. The record is from RefSeq and is a predicted model, not a curated record. The transcript is spliced from 6 exons. Lineage: Eukaryota; Metazoa; Chordata; Mammalia; Rodentia; Muridae. Gene Ontology annotation, molecular function: lipid binding. Bases 556 to 1560 code for a protein of 334 amino acids. Gene Ontology annotation, biological process: lipoprotein metabolic process; lipid transport.